Calypte anna (Anna's hummingbird) is the source of this 651-nucleotide messenger RNA. RefSeq names its product NADH:ubiquinone oxidoreductase complex assembly factor 8 (gene NDUFAF8). The coding region runs from base 62 to 274 and encodes 70 amino acids. Gene Ontology annotation, biological process: mitochondrial respiratory chain complex I assembly. The transcript is spliced from 3 exons. Gene Ontology annotation, cellular component: mitochondrion. The record is from RefSeq and is a predicted model, not a curated record. Lineage: Eukaryota; Metazoa; Chordata; Aves; Apodiformes; Trochilidae.
UGGGCAGCCAAUCAGCGCCUCCCCGCAAUGGCGGCGUCCGCAUCGUGAGGUGGCGGCGGCCAUGUCGGGCCGCGGGGUCUGGCUGCGGACUCGGGCGCGGCUGCGGCGCUUCCCCGCGCUGCUGGGGGGCUGCGGGGAGCAGGCGGCUGCCUACGGGCGGUGCGUGGCGGCGGCGGCGGCCGGACCGGCGGAGCUGCGGCGGGACGUGUGCCUGGAGGAGUUCCGGGCGCUCCGGGACUGCUUCGCCCGGGCGGCGAAGACGACGCCGAAGUGACACCGGGACCGGGACCCCUGACCCGCCCAGAGCCUGGAGACGCUUCGGAAAUAAAACCGUUCACGGUCCAGCCGGGUUGUUCUGACAUUACUGAAUAAAAGGGGAGGGGGCGCUGGGGGAGCAGCCCCGACCCUGCCCCGGCUCCUCGGCUCCUGCUCCAUCCCCCCGGUGUCGGCUUGGAGGUUUUUCUCCCCCAAGCAGGUUCCCAGGGCAGCUCCCCCUCCUCUUCCCCAGCAGCAGGGUAGAAAAGAUCUCAAACCAACCCAAAAAGGUCCCUUUUCCUUCGACACCGAACCCCCGGGAGUACGGAGUGACAGGGAGCCACAACCCGGUGCGUGGGUACAGCUCCCGCAUCGCCUUUUAAUUAAUAAAAAAAA